AUGCUAUCUAUAAAAAUACUACAACUACUGGUGCUGGGAGCUCAUGUUGCCCUAGCACAGAUCUACGAUAAUGGGCCAUUCCAGCUUCAUGUCAGCAGCCUUAACGACAGCACAAUCAAUGGGCGUGCCUACCCAUGUCAAACCACCCUCGGUCUCUGCUACACAGCAGGCGACGCAUCAUCGCAGUCCACCGACGGCGGGUUCAUCUUCACCUCGCGCGGGCGCGCCGACUACACAGUGGGGUAUCUCUCAUGGCGCCGCACGAGUAAUAUUAAGCACAAGAACGGCAACGGCAAUAAACAGACAUCCAGCACGGUCUCCUCCUACGGACCCGUCGGAUUGAUCUACGACCCAGGUUCGAACGUCGCCGUUCCGGUACUCAACCAGACCGGGACACCGGGGACCCUCGGUUUCGAUGGUUCGACCGGGGAUUUAGUGAUGGCGGGGAUAGACGAUACAGUGAUGAAUGGCGGCUCCACCACCACCACCACCACCACCGCGGGUAACAAAAACGGUACUAGCACUACUAGCAACGGCAGUAAAACCAGCGGAAACACCACCACAACGCAAAAUCGCAACUACAACAACUGGUACCUAUGUCUCGUACAACUCGAAACAGAUCAGCAAGCGCAGAUGCUAGUAUCGUGGGUCUUAGGCGCCAACUUAGGCUGGCCGCCUACGAACCCGACAUGCCAGCGCAUCAACAUUACCAUGGACAUGGGCGCUGUGGGAUAUGGGGGAUUAAGUGUGUUUCGUAAGUGA
Molecule: messenger RNA, 762 nt
Organism: Hypoxylon trugodes
Lineage: Eukaryota; Fungi; Ascomycota; Sordariomycetes; Xylariales; Hypoxylaceae
Exons: 2
Coding region: 1-762 (253 amino acids)
Source: RefSeq, a predicted model, not a curated record